AUGCCAGUUACCCGAUCACAGAAGGAGUACAAGACAGCCGAUGCGACAUCACUUACGAGCGCUGCCACAAGUGCCACGCAAGAUACCACGUCAGGGACUACGGUUACCAUAGGGGCCGAGAGGACGAUGGUGUCCACGGAAGCCACAACAGCGAGCCAGCCAGGUCACACCAUGACCCUGGUACCCGAGGGUUCUACCCGGCGAGCUGGAACAGCUACGAGGUCCCGAGCCAGCACGAACAGACGGAGGCUCGAGGCCAGAGAAGAGUUGGCACGCCUUGAGCUCGAAGAAAUACAGGCAAAGGCACGCCUGCUACGAAUGCGUUUAGAAAUGACGGAAGAAGAGGAAGAAGACUCCAUUGCCGAACAUGAAGAAGCCUUCCAGGAACGAGACCGCAACAUCCGGAGCUGGAUGGAAGCUGCUGCCGCCGAGCCACCACUGCUACCUGGAGCCGCUGCCGAGGAGCCUGCAACUGCUGGACCUGCUACUGCGGGAAUGGCCGCUGCUGGAGCUAUUGCCGUCGGGCCUACCGCUGCUAGGCCUGCUAUUGCUGCCGGACCUGCCGCUGCUGCUGCAGCCGCUACCGUUGGUCCUGCUGCCGUGAAGAAAGAAGCAUCAGCCGAGGUUCAACUCAUCGCAGAGGCGCUACGAGAAGCAUUGUCUCACAACGCGACGAUGACUACGCAGCCGAGAUAUAUUCAGGAGCUUCCAGUCUUUGAAGGAGAUAGCACCGAGUGGACGGCAUUUAAGGUCGUAUAUGAUAAUACAGCUUCUCUAUUUUCACCAGUUCACAAUAUGGCAAGACUUCGGAAUGCGAUCAAAGGGGAAGCCAGGGAAAGUUGCAAGAGUCUUCUAUACUCCAGUAUGAAGCCCGAAGAUGUUAUGGAAGCACUACGUCGGCGCUACGGGCGGCCUGACCUACUAGUGAUGGCUGAAGUGAAGAAAUUGGAGAGCAUACCUCCGAUUGGGCAUAGCCCGAGGGAGCUCUGUAACUUCGCCAAUAGUAUCAGCAACAGUGUCGCGGCGAUCAAGAGCUUGAACAGACCCCAGUUCCUGCAUGCACCAGCAGCUGUGAACUCAAUAGUUGAGAAGAUACCACACGGCUUGAGGUAUCGGUGGUAUGAAUAUGCAUCGGCGUAUCCAGAGGAAGCAAAGUAUAAUGUGGAAUUGGUGAGUGCUUUUCUCAAUUUAGAAGCAGAUAGGUGUAGCGCGUUUGCAGGAGCUGUGGAGCAUAAGCCGCAACAUCCGGGCGCGACUGCGAGAAAACCACAGAGAUACACCACGAACAACGUGACGCGGGUCGCCGAAACCAUGAAAUGUCCAGGGUGCGAGGACAACCACCGAUUACCUGAAUGUCCUAAAUUUUUGAAAAUGAGCGUCAGUGACAGAUGGGAUGCCGUAAAGAAGGUGAAGGUAUGUUUUAAGUGUCUAUCAUUGAAACACCGGAAGGAAAACUGUAGAAGGCCGCCAUGUAAGACAUGUAAGAGAUGGCAUCAUGAUUUGUUGCAUGUGUUUAAAGAAGUAGAACAAUCCGCGGAAUUGGUCAACACAGCUAGAAACUCCAGAGCACUGCUGAAGAUGGUCCAGGUUGAAGUCUACGGGCCCAGAGGUAGCAAGAAAAUAAUGGCAUUGUUGGAUGAAGGUUCCACCGUGACACUUCUGCAUGAGAAGAUCGCAGACGCAAUCGGGGCACGUGGACCUCAAGAAGAACUAACUAUCGAAACAGUAGGCGGUGGACAGAUGCAACAUCAAAAGUCUAUGAAGAUCGACCUGGAACUAAGAGGUACCAAACAGCAAAGCAGAGGUAAGCUCAAAGGAGUACGAACCGUGAGGGAGCUGAUUCUGACGCCUCAACACCUAAACAAGAAUCAGUUAAAAAGAUACAAACAUCUAACGAACAUCAUUGAUGAUAUAUAUUACGAGGCGGAGGAACCAAUGCUGCUUAUCGGACAGGAUAACUGGGAGUAUAUAGUGUCCUUACAGGUGCGCAGGGGAAAACAGGGACAGCCGGUCGCAUCCAGAACCAAACUCGGAUGGGUUUUACACGGCAACGACAGCAGCCACUUAUCCCCCAUAAACUAUGUGAACACUUGCGCUCACCUGAACACCGUCGAGGAAGAGCUUGAUCACCUGGUAAAGGAGCACUUCACGAUAGAAUCUCUUGGAAUACAUCCGAAAAGACCAAGUACGGAUAUGGAAGAGCAAGCCACAAGGAUACUGCAUGAAACCAGUAGGCGCUUAGAAAAUGGAAGAUUUGAGGUUGGUCUCCUGUGGAAGCAAGACAACAUGCAAUUGCCAAACAACUACGAAACUGCUUUGAACAGGUUCAAGGGGAUUGAAAAGAAACUGCGUAAAGACAGUGUAAUGAAAAAGGAGUACAGUUCGCAGAUAGAGAAUUUGCUACACUGCCAGUAUGCUGAAGAGGCGCCUGCUGACUGUAAUUCAUCGAGGAAAUGGUUCCUGCCACAUUUUGCUGUUCAACAUCCCCUGAAGAAGAAGUUGAGGAUCGUCUUCGACGCGGCGGCGAAGACAGCUGGAUGUAGCCUUAAUGACGCACUGCUACCCGGCCCAGAUCUACUUCAGUCAUUGUUUGGAGUGUUGCUGCGUUUCAGGGAGGGUCCAGUUGCAAUAGCAGCAGACAUCAAAGAAAUGUUCCUACAGGUGAAGAUUAGAGAAGAGGACCGAGAUAGUCUACGAUUCCUGUGGCGGGACAAUGAGAAGGCCCCAGUGAAAGAAUAUAGAAUGACUUCAGUAAUAUUCGGAGCCGCUUCUUCACCGUGUACAGCAAUUUAUGUAAAGAAUAAGAACGCACAAGAAUAUCAAGAGGAAUUUCCCGAAGCAGCGCGGGCAAUAGAAAGAAAUCAUUACAUGGAUGAUUAUCUCCAGAGUUUUCACAGCAUAGAGGACUGCAAGCGAGUUAGCCGUGAAGUGGACGCUGUACAUAAGAAGGCGUGCUUCGAGCUACGUGGUUGGGCGUCGAAUAAAAUUGAAACAAUAAAUUCCGAGGGCGCUGAAGAAGUAGAUCUAGGCGACAGCGAGGAGAAGACCCUAGGUUUACGAUGGUUAACGCGUAGCGACGAAAUUGCAUUUAGGAAUCAAUUCAGAAGAAUUCCUGAUGAAGUAGCAAGUGGUGUGAAGACCCCGACGAAAAGAGAAGUCACCGGAGCGGUUAUGUCCACCUUCGACCCGUUGGGUCUUAUUUCACCCAUCCUCAUUCAAGGGAAGAAGCUGAUCCAGCAUAUAUGGCGAAGUGGGGUCGGAUGGGACGAUAAGAUCACGCAAGAAGAUUUCAUUCGAUGGAAGGUAUAUUUGGAGGACAUAAAGAAGAUUUCAGACAUCCGGCUGGCUCGGUGCAUAUCACCAACGUGCACCGAAGGGGAGCUUCACACAUUCACGGAUGCCAGCGAGACAGCCUACGCCGCAGCGGUCUACUGGAGAACAAGUUACGCAGACAGACAUAAUGUAUACCUCAUAGCAGCUAAGACUAAAGUUACACCAUUAAAGCCAGUUUCAAUGCCAAGGUUGGAGCUUCAAGCAGCGUUAUUAGGAUGCCGGCUAGCUGACUCAAUCGAAAAGGAGCUGGAUUUGAAGAUCAAUAGGAAAGUUUAUUGGACAGAUUCUAGCGUUGUGCUGUCGUGGAUCAAGGCAGACCCCAGAACAUUUAAGACCUUUGUGGCUCAUCGGUUGGCAGAGAUCGAAGAUUUGACAAGACCACAAGACUGGAGAUGGGUGCCCACGGCAGAUAAUCCAGCUGACGAUGCGACUAGGAACCUACCGAAGAACUUCAACUGUAUGCAUCGGUGGUUCAAGGGUCCAGCUUUCUUACGUGAAGACGAAGAUCAUUGGCCUGCUCCACGAACAUUUAAGAAGACUGAGUCAGAAGAAGACAAAGCUCCAAUAGAACGUGUCAACAUUGCGACAAUCUGUGUCACACCACCUUUAGAAAAGUUCUCUUCGUGGGCAAAGCUGUGGAGAUCGACAGCACGAGUACUGCAAUUCAUAAGUUUAUGCAGAAAGGAAGGAGACACGUAUGAAGCCAGAAACAGCGGAUUGGCACGACACUUUAAGCCGAUAGAAGAGACUCAUUUGAAACGCGCUGAAGAUUUACUUGUGAGAAGAAGCCAACAAGAAUGCUUUAGUAAAGAAAUACGCUGUCUGCAGAAUGGGAAACUUAUAGAAACCUCUAGCAAAUUAAGAAAACUGGACGUGACCCUUCAAGAUGGAAUAAUCAGACUAAAGGGGCGGAUAAACAUUAUAAGAGAUAUGGAUGGGAAUUUUCUCUCUCCUACGAUUUUGGAUGCGCGCAGUCAUGUAGGCAGGUUGAUAAUUGAUUAUUUUCACAGGAAGUUUAAUCAUGGAAAUCAGGCAACAGUCAUGAAUGAGAUCCGGCAGAAGUACUGGAUGAUCGGCCUACGUCCAGUCCUACGCAGCGUGCAACAACGGUGUCAGCAUUGCAAGGCGGCUAAGGGAAAACCAGCGGUACUACCAACGGGUGAUUUACCCCCUGAGCGACUACAACACGGAGCUUAUCCCUUCACGUGUAUCGGUCUAGACUACUUCGGACCUCUAACAGUCACCAUUGGAAGAAGACGAGAGAAGCGGUGGGGUGCACUUUUCACUUGCCUUACCACCAGAGCAGUGCACAUGGAAUUAGUGCCGAGUCUAACAACCGACUCAACAAUAAUGGCGCUCCGACGAUUCGCGGCUAGAAGAGGCAUGCCGAAGAUUAUCUACUCCGACAAUGGAACCAACUUCGUGCGGGCAAAUAAGGAGUUACAAGCAGCACUAAAGGGACUUCGAGAGGACGAGCUUGCGACAGAAGCUGAAAAACUAGGGGUACGCUGGAAGUUUAUCCCACCUGGAGCGCCUAACAUGGGGGGCGCAUGGGAGCGCAUGGUACAGUCAAUAAAAACAGCGCUCAAUGCCACACUAAAGGAUCGCUGCCCAAAGGAAGAAGUACUGAUGACACUUCUACUGGAAGCAGAGCACAUGGUCAACUCUCGACCAAUCACGAACAUCGCAGACAACGCAGAAGAAGAGGCGUUAACACCCAACCACUUUCUCAUCGGGAGGUCUUGCGGAGCGGCACGAAUCGGCAGCUUCGCAAAUAUGAAAAUGGUUGGCAAGGACAGUUGGAAGACGGUGCAACAAUUGGCGGAUCACCUAUGGAGAAGAUGGCUACGGGAGUAUCUUCCUACACUCCUGCCACGGAAGGUGGACGAGGCGCCGGGCGAUAACUUGAAAGUGGGAGACGUGGUCAUAAUUGUCGACCGCACUCUCCCUCGAUGCACAUGGCCGCGGGGGAAGAUCUCCAAAACGUAUCCAGGACCCGACGGCAGAACACGAGUCGUCGACGUGACUACGCGAGGCGGGGUGCUACGUCGACCAUCAUCGCGCAUCGUGCUGCUGGUUCCCGCCACCGAGUCGCCGCCCCAGAAGGAUGGUGCGUCACCGCACGAAGGGGAGAAUGUUGGCGACCUUACGACCUCACGUAAAAAUAAGUAG
Molecule: messenger RNA, 5505 nt
Organism: Leptosia nina
Lineage: Eukaryota; Metazoa; Arthropoda; Insecta; Lepidoptera; Pieridae
Source: the annotation of a GenBank genome assembly